Molecule: messenger RNA, 11464 nt
Organism: Maniola jurtina (meadow brown)
Lineage: Eukaryota; Metazoa; Arthropoda; Insecta; Lepidoptera; Nymphalidae
Product: ankyrin repeat and sterile alpha motif domain-containing protein 1B-like
Exons: 18
Coding region: 540-6782 (2080 amino acids)
Cellular component (GO): cytosol
Molecular function (GO): protein binding
Source: RefSeq, a predicted model, not a curated record
CUAGUGUACUUGUUACUUCCAUACCUUUUUGGUGUACCUAUUGUUAUAUAUUAUAGAUAGGUUGUGUAUCGUGAAACCAGUUCCCGAGAUGGGAAUCUCCUGUGACUCAUGCCUAUACAACGCAGUGACUGUAAUGAACUGUCAUAGAAUGCGUGUCUAAAAAUUUGGCUUUGUGUUCGGGAUCUGUCAAAGAUACUGUACUGUUUUUGUAAUUGUAGAGGUGGUUGUAUGAGUGAUUUGAUUAAAAAAGUGUCUAAAAUAUUUUGAUAUGUGUGUGCGUAUCCAUUGAAUCCAAAAAAGUUGUGGAAUAUUAGUGAUUUCAGUAGAAAAGUGCACUGGAUUUGGGUUUCCGUUAGGUUUAUUUGGAAAAUCUUGAAUCUAAUAAAAAAUUGUAAUCAUUCUAGGUAGAAUAUGUCUAAAACGUUGUAAACUUUGAGUGAUUUUUAGUAAAAAUUGAAUUGUUAGCGGUAGUGUUUGGAAUUUGGAAAUUUUGAAUCUAGUGAAAAAGAGACUUAUUGAUAUUUAGUACUAGAUGGAAUAUGGGUGAUUUAAAUAGAAACGUGAAUUGUUUUAGCGGUUUCCAUGUGUGCGAUAGUGUGUGCGAUGCGAAAUAUCACAUUUAUCGGAAUUGCGUGAAGGCGAAAAAGAAAAUUAAAGAGAAAAUAUUCGAUUUUGACAGUUUAAGAAAAUGUGGCCUAAACGUGCAAGAUGACACUGGCUAUACUCCGCUUCACCAUGCAUGUCUCAAUGGUCAUACAGAGGUAGUCCGCCUUCUUCUGUCAGCUGGUGCGUCGCCGUCCGUCGUGGACAAGACGGGCGCAUCACCCCUUCACCUAGCGGCGUGGAAGGGCGACUCAGCCAUUGUUACCAUGUUGUUAGCUCAUAAUCCACCUGUAAAUAUAGAUUUAGUGACAGCGAACCAAGAAACGCCGCUAAUAAUGGCGGCGCAAUAUGGCUCAGUGAACGUGGUUGCUCAAUUGGUGGACAGGGGGGCUGACGUCACUUUGCGAAACGUUAAGGACGAAUCAGCUCUGGACCUGGCCGCUCAAUAUGGCAGGUUGCCGACCGUGAAGCAUUUGUUGGCUACACAUCCAACGUUGGUGCACCAGUACAAGUACCCUAAUUGGAGGGUACACAAGUUCUACUCCACCCCCCUACAUAGAGCCGCCAAAAAUGGACAUGUGGAGGUUGUCCAACUCCUACUAGCAGCGGGCAUAGACCCCAACAUACGCACAAACUCCGGCACCCCACUACACGAAGCUGCCUGCUUCGGCAAGGCUUCAGUAGUGAGGAUAUUAUUAGAAGCGGGUGCAGACCUGAACGAAGUGGAUGGAAGAGACAAGACUGUUGAAGAACUCCUUGCUGAUUAUUCAGAAGAGGCAACGAGGCGAGUGAGACGAGCGAUAAGAGAAUUCAAAAACUCGUCGAGAAAUAACUACGAAAGUGAAGAGGAACCACGGCCAUACUCAAUACAAGACUGCAGUCCCACCAGCUACCCGCACAUACCCGUAAUGAAAGCCCCAGAGACCCAGAAAAACAAUAACUUAAGUCAUAGCCUAUUAACACCGUCUUCAUCUUUUGUAACAAAAAAUUCACCCCAGAGUUUCGUUAAAAAGCUUGCUUCAAAAUGCUUGGGCCUCAAAGCAAAAUUUAACUCUGCUCCUAACAUUUCUAAUCAUGGGUUAGAGUCGAAUGUCGAUGGAAAGUUAAAACAUUCAGAUACGAAACAUAGUGCGAACGCGUUGCACAUAGGGAACAGUAAAUUCUUUAAAAUACUGUCGAAAAAGGAGGAAUCAGGUGAUAUACCCUGUAAUGAUGAAUUUGAUACUAUAUCAUUAGAUAGAUUAGGCACGUUAAAUAGAGAUUCGGCUGUCAACAGAAGCAAUAGGAGCUGUCCAGGAUUUAAAACUUCUUUGCCAAAUAUUUCAGAAAAUAAUGAAUUGGGUGAAGAAUCUAUCGCUGAAAGUUUAGUAAAUAAAGACUCCGAGAGCGAUGGCAAGAGUACAAUAAAACCAGCAUCACAAGUUAUAAAGUAUGACACCAAGCAUGCUAUAUUUGAACCAAGAAAAAGGGAUAACAGAAUAUCAAUUACUUCAAAUGUUUCUGUAGAGUCGGCUAAUUUAGUGAACGAAUGCUACGAAUCAUACGAGUUCACAUCGGAUAGUACUCCGAUUUUAAAGCCUAAAUUAACAAAGCCUGCUCCUUUAAAUCCGAAGCCAUCACCAAGAUCUAAUUUAGCAAGUCCAUCGAACAAUGAAAACACAAUUUAUGAAAAUAUAUUGCCAGAAAAAAAUAACUUUAUUCGACCAACCCCUGCAGCAAGAACCUACAUACCAACAAAAGUAGCAGAAAAAGAAGACGAGAAAAAAGUAUUAUACGAAAACAUUUUAAUUCAACCUGAAGUGAAAGCGCCUGAACCACCAAAAAGGAGUUUUAUGAUAAAUACUGAGUCAAAUAAUUCAUCGCCUAGUGUAAGUAGGUCAUCUAGUAUGUCUUCUGAUUCUAUGAUCGAUGAAUCCAAUCUAGAAGAUAUUCUUCUUUCAGAAAAAUCAAGAUCAUUUCGCCAUGGACAAAAAUUGUUGCGUAGAAAAGAGUCUGGAAAAUCUAGUAUUCAUCGAACUCAAUCGAACGCAUCCGAAUUUUCAAAUACAACAGAAGCUAGUGCCAUAGAAAAUGUUGAUUGCAGUGCUGAAAUUGAUGAAAAAUCUAUGUAUGCGUCAAUGGUAGGAACCUUACCCAAUAAAAAAUCCGAGAAAGUAAAGAAAAAAGUUCUUUUUAGGCACAAAACAUUCACGAAUAUUGAACACGAUAGAAACUCAAUGAAAAAUUUCCCGAAACGAGACGAUUCAUUUCUAAAAGAUACUUUGGCGAGCUAUCACAUUCGUGGUACUGGUCACUGUAUUUAUAAGGCUCCCACUGUACAAGAAUUUAUUUAUAUUUUUAACAGAGAAACACUUUACCGGGACGUAGAGCCCUUCACCAAAGUGCCCUAUAGUAAAAGAGAUAGCUAUUUUGAAACAGCUAUAUGCUUUUGUCGGCCCAGACCUCCUAAAAAUCACACUAGUGCCGAAGAUUUAUUAGAUAUUCAGAGCAAAGAAGAAGUGGAAGAAAAGGCAACGAUAGACAUGGAUGCCUUCGUUAAUAAAAUGGAAUUAGUUUCUUCUUCAUUUCAGUGCUUUUGUGACUCCGGAGCAUGUUCACUACACGCUAGCAGACGCGAAUUUCCAACAGAACUAGUUGUUAAAUUCUCUGCAAUAAAGAAAAGUAUAUCUACACCCGAUAUAACUUUAGAGGCUUCUCCUUCUUCGACAGUACAAAAGCGUGGCUUAUUAAAAAAUAAGUCUGUUCCCGCAAAUCUAGAAGAACCUUACGCAGUGGUUAAUAUCGAUGAAGUUGUUAAAAGAAAUGAGGCUAAUGACAGGACAGACACCAAACUCAGUAAUUUAGACAGUCCCACAUAUUACGUUUCAAUGUCACCACAUUCGUCUCUGACAUCGACUGGUCGACCUUACUCUAUUAAAGAUAUAUCUGAAGUAAUUUCUUUAGGAUCUAAUUCAACAUCGACCGGCGCUAAUACAUCUUGUGCUUCUGAUACUUCGCAAUUACACAAAUCCAACUCGGAACACUCUGGCCAUUGGUCGUUACAAUCGUGUAACUCUAACAUCACAGUGGUAUCCGAUGUUUCGUUCAAAACUUGUUUGGAAGAAUCAUCAGAGGAAUCGGAUGCCACGAUACAUUCCGACGACGAAAGUUCCGACGCGGAGACUAUUAAGUCCGACGUCAGUACGACGAAACGCCCUUGGAUACAUAGUAGUUCUUUUAGAUUCGGGAACCGGGAGACUGAGGAUACGAGUAUAAUCGAAGAGGAUAGUUUGGGUUCUGCUAAAUUCGAAUCGUCUUCUUCGAAGUUCGAAAGUGGUAUUAGCGUGGGUUCGGUGAGUUCGUCGUCGGAUUGUGGCGGGGAUAGUGGUGUUCCGGGGGAGGGUUGUGCCGUGUCGCUUGGUGCUUCGCUUGAGCGUGGUGGGGGGGUGGUGGGGCGUGUUCGCAGCGGGUCGGGGCGGCGGCGGUGGGACGAGGCGGAGGGAGCCAGCGAAGGUGACGCGCUCAGCGUCUCGAGCGCUGCGUCUAGCUGUGCUCCGCUUCACAUGACGCAUCACCACGAGUACAGUAAAGUAUCGCCCACCCCUCCCAAGAAGCCUCCCAGAAGGAAUCUGUCAGUGUCCCCCACCCACGUCAAUUCACCAUCUUCCGGCUACAGCUAUGAGCUGAGAGCUCAUGCUCGGAGUCAGGAUGACCUCGACGAGAUACAGGAUGCUAAACAUUACCUCAAACACGGCAGAUCAGUCGACCAAUACGUCGACAGCAAACUGUCCUACUCAGAAUACGAAGAGAAUCACAACUCCACCAGAGCAAUCCCAGUGCCAAACCCUCGACCGAGCUUGAAAAACCGCACACAACCCGUAGCGAUCACGGCUAUGUACGAAAAUGUUGUUAUAAAGGAGCAGAACCCUCGCAGAAAGUUGAGAAGGAACACCUUUGGUCCCCAGCACGAGAACUUCGAAGCGAGAAUGGCAGACAAGAGAGUCAGAAAGUACUCCAACCAAGAAAGGUCUUCCAUGGAAAGUUUACUCGACGAUCAGUCGAUGAACAGUCCAAGCGAAUGUGAGCGGUAUUCCUCAGGGUCGAGGGUGGAUAUUCCGUUGUCGCCAACGCACUAUGAGCAGCCUCCUACUCCCGACCAUCCGCCUCCUUCAGCGAAACAGGCGGAGAACAGCAUACAUGAAAGGAUCAGGCCGUUGAGUCAGGAGUACAAGCGGAGAUCCAUGGUGCGAGACAGUCAAACGGAGACUGAGGUGAGCUUGCUGCGUGCGCCAUCUUCGGUGUCCGUCGCGAGUGGCGCCACCGACCGUAGCGGCAACACCGACAACUGUGUGGAGGAGUAUGUGUGCGAUGUUCCUUUUGCAGGCCUCUUCAAAGGCUCAACCACCACUCUCGACGGUAUCGGUCUCCGGCCAAUGCCAGCCGAGAGGCCGAAGACGUUACGAAAACUCAAGUCAGUGUACGACUCGUCUCCAACAGAGCCGGCGAAUGUGAACAUUAGUAACUUAAGCAGCAAUGGAACGAACACAGAGAGAACGAAUGGAGUCGAAGAAGAAGUUAGGAGAAGAAGCAAUACGACCAGUUCGACGCAGAGCGGGGACAAGUCGCUGUCGAUUCUCAGUCCUUUUGAUGAACAGGAGGAGUGGGCUAAAAUCUCCGAGAUAAUGGCCUCAUUUGGCAGCAAACUAGUCCGAGAAUCGGUCUUCGUAUCAGAAUUGGAACAGGAGUUCACAUCGAGACUUGGCCUGAGUUGUUCUGAGUCCAGCCUAAGUCCUUCAGUAGCUUCGAGUUUAGGACUCUGGCUGUCGGGACUUGGGAUGCACGAUUAUGAAUCUCUGUUCGUGGAAAGCGGUUAUGAUGACAUUGAUUUUAUUAAUGGAAUCCUGAACGAGACUGAUCUACGAGAAAUGGGAAUAGAAGAGAAUGAUAGGCAAAAGAUAUUAGAGUCGGCGAAACAUUUACCUCUUAAAAUAGCAGAAAUAAGCAAUAACCAUAACAAUAAUAAUAUAAGUAAAAACCAAAACGAGUCAGUAGAAGAUUGGCUAAGAACAAUAAACCUAGAACAAUAUAGUGAUACGUUUAGAAGACAUUUGUAUAUAGAUAUGGAUAGAGUAAGAAGAAUAUGGGAAGUCGAGUUGACUGCAGUUUUAGAAAUUAAUAAGCCGGGACAUAGGAAAAGGAUACUGUGUUCGGUUUCCAGUGAACAGAAUGGUCCGGCGAAUAACAUUGAAGAUAUUAAUGCUGAUCUCAAUAAUCUGAAAAACAAUAUCCAACAAUUGAAAGAAGAAAUCAAAGAAAAGUUACCACCCUCAGAGAACCUGAAACCCGUUCCUCCGCCCGUAGUUCCUACGCUAGCACCUCCGGGAGGAGAGACGUUGAAACGGAGUAAGAAGAACCGGCCAGCUCCUCAGCCGCCUAGACCCUCGGAUCUGGAGAUCAGAGCGCCGUCAGAGCUGCUGGUGGGUGUUCCUGGGGCUCUGAAGACGCAAUGGAAACAUCAGCCUUUUGUGCUUGUAACUGGUGCUGUGACUUAUGUUGCUAAUUACCUAGGCUCAACGGUUGUGAAAGAACUACGAGGCACUGAAUCUACGAAGAAGUCCAUUCAGAAGCUGAAGAAAUCUACCAAAGAACCGCGAGACUCUCCCGACAUCAUCCUCUCUAUCACCUACCGAGGUGUCAAGUUCCUAAACACUAUUACUAGGGAGUUAAUCUGUGAGCACGAGAUUCGGAACAUCCACUGCGCCUGCCAAGACGCGGACGACCUCACUCACUUCGCAUACAUCACGAAGGACCAUACUACCAGAAGCCAUUACUGUCAUGUCUUCCGAGUAGCUACUAUGGACCAAGCGACAGAAGUCAUCCUAACAUUAGGCGAGGCUUUCGAAGUCGCAUACCAAAUGGCGUUACGAGAGCAAGCGAAUAGAAUCCGAGUACCUCCAACAGUAACCAAGACUCCCACACACGACCCCAUGACCACAAGCAAUAAGGAGAAAACUAACGUCAACCACGGGAGAUCACAUUCCAUAACGGAGAUCAAGUUGAAUGGUCACCAGUUGAAAAUCGCCCCAAUACCUGCUUCGUUGUCCAACGAAGAUUUCCAGUCUUCCAAGACCUCUGAUGGAUCUAAAAGCCCAAGAACACCUCUCCUCAAAGCUCCAAUAGCAUCCACUGAAGAAUUGUGAGAGCAAAGGUAACGUGCACUGAAUUUUGUUGGACUUUUGUUAUAAUUUUUUUUAAAUAAAGCGUAAAAAUAUUUUUUUCGUGCAUUUCUGUCUAAUAGUGAUCUACGACUUAUGAUGGAUAAGUAUAAUAAAUUAGAAUUUCUCUCAAUAUUUGGUGAAAUAUUUAUAUUGUUUAACUUUGUAGGCAAAUAUUUAUAUUAUAACAUUGAAUCGUUAGAUUUAAAAUUAAUAAUGUCGCUUUGUGGUAUAACCUAGAUAUAAUUCAGAACGGAACCAAUGAUUUCAAAUCCGCAAUUGUUGAUCAAUCUUUUUAUACUUAACACUUCUUCAAAAAAAAUAGUUAAUACAUAUUGUAUUUUGAAAAAUAAAACUUCUAUUUUCGAAAUACAAAGUUGCACGAGAAAUAUAAAAUUUUUGAAAUUGAAUAAUAAUAAAAUAUUUCUUCCCCAAAUACUUAAACCUUAGCGAUGAAAUAAUAUACCUACUUAAUGAGAAUUUUAGCAAGGGUUUUAAUUACCUACGUGUUUCUACAAAAAUAUGACAUUAUUUGAAUAAAAAUGAAUAGUUUCUGUCAUUAGGUUACAAGCUUAUUUAGCUGUUUAUGAAUUAAUAUUAUGAUAAACGUAUCAGGCCUAAUAAAAUUGUCUAAAGAAGAUUUGUCUUCCGAAAAUAAAUCACUUUUGAAUAUAGUAGAUACUUGAUGAUAUAAAACGUUUUAAAUAAAAAAAAUGUAUCGUGCCAGCUUCGUGCUUAUUAAUUAAAAAAAAAAAAACUCUCGAAUCACUAAUGAUAUUAAAUGUGGUAAGCCAAUAAUAAAUGCUACAAAUAAGUGUUUGGGUGUAUCAUUGUUGUAAUUUUCGUAGAAAAGAUGUUAAAAAAUAUUGACGCCUAUUUGUGCAAAAAAUUUAAACUGCAUUGAUAGGGUUUUCAACCGAAAACGAUGUCUUGAAUCUUGAUUAUGUAUAUUUUACUAGACUUGCCAAUACUAUUCAAUAUUUAGGACCUGCGCAGACGAAGGACUAUUGUCCGUGGAGGACAAAUUUAAGUCCCUCAUCUAUACUACCCAUGACCCAUUUUUGUCCUCCGCGGACAAAAAUGGUCCUGUCUGCGUAGGUCCUUAGGUAUUGUGUAUUUGUACGAUUAACGUUUCGAAAAUAAUUCAAUUUUGACACUGCUUUUAUGAACCGUGACCUUAUUUAUGAAAUUUUUGGAUUUUGUACUAUAGUUAGGUAAAUGGGGAUUUUACUAUUGAAUAGUGAAAUUCUAGCGGCUGUUAUAUUUAUAGUAGUUUUUAUUGUAUAUUUUUGUUUUAAUAAGAACUUACGCUUUAAUAUUUUUCUAGACGAGGAAUUGGUUCAUUAUUGCAGCUAUUUUGAUGUAGUUUUUUUAUUCCAAGUAAAUAUAAUAAUCAUUUUGUCAUUAGGGAAGUUUGUGUGUACAUUGAAGAUUUUUCUAGGAGUAUUUUGCAAGCUAGUCCAAGCCAAAAAAACUCUAAAUUGUCAAGAUAAAUACGCAUAGUAUAAAAAGAUCGUAUUAUACCUACUGAUCCCACAACCUUCACUAACAAAAUCACGGGCAUGCACUAGUAUUUAAAUAAAGGUAUUAUUAGCAAAUAUUAUAAUUGUAAUAUUAUUAAAUUAAGGCGUUACAUGAAAUACCCAGUUACUUUUGGCUUUGUUGUAAAUUUGUUUAUCAUUAUUGGCCGAAUAUUAGAAUAUUAUAAUGAUAAUAUAAUACGGGCCUAUUAAUAUAGUCUGUAUUAGAUAUCGUAUUAUACGUUACCAAUAUUUGAAUGUCGUAUUAUUGUAUAUAGGUAUUAUAGAGUGUGCAUAGUGGCUAAAUACAGUUGUUAACGUGACCACAUCUUAUGACCAUAAAUUGUUCGUUUAACGUAUAGUACAUAAAACAUAUCAUACCAUUGUUAUAUUAAUAUUCAAUAAUAAUAACAACCAUAAUAAAAAAAAACUCCGUUUUUCUGGGGAUUCUAUAUUAUAUGUAACUAUAAAAUUAUUCUAAUAAAAGGACGACGAAUAAUUAAUAUUUGCUAGUAAGUUAUGUUAUUCCAUUAAAGCCGAGGUACGGAUUUUAUAAUCAAUAUUAAAUAUUUAUAAUGUAGAAAAAUGAUUAUUAUUGGUACUGCCCUAAUUUUUGCUGUUCCCUAAAGGCUGUUUUACGAUGAAGUGACAACAUGCGAUAAUGCACCGUACUACAAAUCAAAACAUUAAUAAUUACGGAUUUCAUUUAUCCGUGCAGUAACAGCACGAUAUUCGUUUGAUCAGAUCUACCGAAAGCUUACCGAGCGCAUUACAUUCCAAUAUCAUUCAUUAGGAGCUACGAUGCUACAAACAGAUACACAGAUACACACGCCAAACUUAUAACACCCCUCUUUUUGGGUCGGGGGUUAAUCAGUAAGCUUUCGUUAGUGAAAAAUAUUAAUAUGUUGUCUAUAAGCAAGCCGGAUAUCGCUGCCGAAUCGAAACGAAAAUGGCCUUUUGUAAACUGAAAAAUGUUUGUCUUUUUGCUAUCCGUACCUACUUCUGAUUAUUGCGGCAAUUAGUGCUUUUCAUGAAAUGAUUUCAUCUCGUUUGUACAUCUGUAAGACGUACUGAUGUUAAUUUUACUCAUAUUUAUAUUGUAAUGUAAAGUUGAGAUUCGUUGCGUACAUUAAUCCUGUCUUCAUUGAUGACGAAAAACACGUUUUUGAAAUUAAAUUAAUAUUUGUUUAUUGAGCAUUCAUUUUGGCACAAGUGAUAUUAUAUUAUAGUGAUAUAAGUAGAAUUCAUGUUCAAUACUUAUAAUUAAUAUAAUGAAGUUGAAAUUGACUCAUUGUCAUUGUUUUUAUUGUUAUGAUGCUAUUACAUUAAAAAUCAUGGCAAUGCUUAUUGCCAAUUUUCGAUAUGCUCCGAAAUGAUUCUUCAUUUGCUCAAUUACAAUACAAAGAACAAUUGUUUUCUAAAUUGUAAUUCUUUUCUUGAAAUUGUUAUCUAUAUAUAAAUGUAUUAUUGCUUUGUAUAUUUAUAAUUCUGUGAAUAAAGUCUGAUUUUAGUUGAAAUUUUUUGUAAUCCAUGUGAUAUAAUAAGAGUAAAAAAUAUUCGAAUGACUUUGUUCUUUCAUUAAACUGUUUGUCCUUCUGCUUAUAUUAUAUUUAAAUUAUAUGUGGCACAGCUUUUUAUAUGUAAUAAUAAUAAUGUUGAAGUGGUAUAUGACGUUUUCAAUGUAUUGAUAUAAAAUUUAUAAAAUGUAUCUAUUGAUGUUGAGUAAUAUAAUGUAGAUUAUAAUACUUAUUUAUAAUAUAAUUAUAUUAUUAUUAUAUAAUAUUGAUACUGCAAAAACGAAUUGUGCCAAAUUGCAAUAUUAUACAGGUAAGACGAGCCAAUUUUACAUCCAGCCUUUAUUUUUUGUAUAAAAAUAAUAAAAACAGCUUUGAAUUGCAUUAUAAUCUCUUUGGUUUAAAAUGAAAUGGGAUAUUGAAAAAAUUAUUCCAUUACAUUUACAAGUAACUAGAAAACAGUUUUUCUAAGUAAAAUAUUUAUUUCCAACAGAAAAGUAUUUAUAACAGAAAAAAUAUAUUGUUUUUUACAAUCCGACCAAUAUAGUGAUUUUAAAACAAGAAGUUACCAUUUUUGUCAACAAAUUAACUAAAAAAAAAUGGUUUGUAUCACAAUUUUAUUGCCUACAUUAGUAAAAUAAAUAUUUAUGUAGGUACUUAUGAAUUAUGAAUGUCAUAAUACAUACUCAUUAAAAAUUAAGGUAGUUAAUAACUUAUAAUUUUUGUAGCAGAUAUUUUAUAAAAAAAAAUAUUAAAAAUGUAUACCAAAGAGUUUUAGGAUACAUUACAUAAUAUAUUAUAUAGUAAUAAUUAGUAUAUAAAUCGCAGUAAUAUGAUCUGGUUUGUUAUAUAAAUGUAAUUUGCAAGAGACGAAAGAAAUUCACUGCCGUCAUAACGAAGUUUUCGAUGUAUGCCGAUAGUUUACGUGUACUUUUAUAUAUUUAUAUUGUGUAAAUAUUAUUUCGUAAUUAUUAACAAACAUAUCUUUCAUAGGCGUAGCCUAAAAUAUACCUAACGCAGCUGUGGUCACUUACUACAUCUACAUUAUGCAUAUUUGUGGUGAUAUUAUCACAAAUAAUUUUAUUACAAUCGGGUUGGUUGUGUAUUUUUAACACGUUUUUUAAUGAAAAUAUUUCAUAGGCUGUACUGGUUGGUAACUCAUUUAAUUUACGAGCUAGAGACCUGUAGCAGACAGACAGACAGACAGACAGACAGACAGACAGACAGAUGGACAGACAGGCAGGUCACAUUCAUAAAAUAAUAUCUAUGGUAAUUAUUAUUGACGUACAAACAUCCAUUCCAUUUUCAUUACUAAAAUGGCUUCUUACGGCUCUUUUCCCUUAGUAUGCGAUCAGCUGAAGAGAAUUCUCAAAUCUGAUCAAUAUGAUGAACAUAAGAGCGCCCCCACAUACCCACCUUCUGGCUACGCCUAUGUUUAAAACUAAAGUCUUAGUACGAGAUUUUAUAUCACCAAUGUUGAUAAAAUUCGUAUGUCGGAACACAAUAACGUUAGAUUAAAAUGGAGCUAAAUGAGCUGGAUUUAAUGUCAAAAAUUCAGGAUCAUUGAUUUUAAUUUCACAACGUUUCCGCUUAGAGUGCUGGAUAUAGAUGUAUGGAUGAACUUGAACUUUAA